AUGAGAGAAAAGGGGAAAAAGGAGGAAGAUGAGGAACAGCAGCUUUCUCAGUCUGGUGUAGAAGAGAAAUUAAUUCCAGAUCCUGACAGCGAUGAUGUAAGCGACGUGGUUGCCAGGCAAAUCAUUGAAGGUGCAAAACAGGAUGUUGAUGAUGAAUACAGUUCAUCUCAGACUGUCCCUCAGGGUUUGCAGUCAUACUAUGCUGUGGCCCAUGCAGUCACAGAGAGGGUGGAGAAACAGUCCUCAUUGUUAAUCAAUGGAAUGCUGAAACAGUAUCAGAUUAAAGGUUUGGAGUGGCUGGUGUCUCUAUACAAUAACAAUUUAAAUGGUAUCCUUGCUGAUGAGAUGGGUCUGGGUAAAACCAUCCAGACUAUCGCUUUAAUCACAUACCUCAUGGAGCACAAGCGAAUUAAUGGACCUUUCCUCAUCAUAGUACCUCUUUCAACGCUUUCAAACUGGCAUUAUGAGUUUGAUAAAUGGGCCCCUUCCGUGGUGAAGGUUUCUUACAAGGGCUCCCCCACAGCAAGACGGGCAUUUGUACCUCAGCUUCGUAGUGGCAAAUUCAAUGUCCUGCUGACUACAUACGAAUAUAUCAUUAAGGAUAAACACGUCCUUGCUAAGACUCGUUGGAAAUACAUGAUCGUUGAUGAAGGUCACAGAAUGAAGAAUCACCAUUGUAAGCUAACACAAGUCUUGAACACUCACUAUGUGGCACCCCGCCGGCUUCUGCUGACUGGAACACCACUACAGAAUAAGCUACCUGAACUCUGGGCACUACUAAACUUCCUUCUUCCAACAAUUUUCAAGAGCUGUAGCACUUUUGAACAGUGGUUCAAUGCACCAUUUGCCAUGACUGGAGAAAAGGUUGAUUUAAAUGAAGAAGAAACCAUUCUCAUUAUUCGCCGUUUGCACAAAGUUCUACGUCCCUUCCUUUUAAGGCGACUCAAGAAAGAAGUUGAAGCACAGCUUCCUGAAAAGGUCGAAUAUGUGAUUAAGUGUGACAUGUCUGCUUUGCAACGGGUAUUAUAUCGUCACAUGCAGGCCAAGGGAGUGCUGCUUACGGAUGGAUCAGAAAAGGAUAAGAAGGGCAAAGGUGGUACAAAGACACUAAUGAACACUAUCAUGCAACUGCGGAAGAUAUGCAACCACCCAUAUAUGUUUCAGCACAUUGAGGAAUCCUUUUCAGAGCACUUGGGAUUUUCUGGAGGCAUUGUACAAGGGGCUGACCUUUAUCGAGCUUCAGGAAAAUUUGAACUCCUAGAUCGAAUUCUUCCAAAAUUGCGAGCUACUAACCACAAGGUGCUACUGUUUUGCCAGAUGACCUCACUUAUGACAAUUAUGGAGGACUACUUUGCAUACCGUGGCUUCCGUUAUCUCAGGCUUGAUGGAACUACAAAAGCUGAAGACCGUGGCAUUCUGCUGAAAACGUUCAAUGAACCAGACAGUGACUUCUUCAUUUUCCUUUUGAGUACAAGGGCUGGAGGGCUUGGUUUGAACUUGCAGUCUGCAGACACUGUGAUCAUCUUUGAUAGUGACUGGAAUCCUCAUCAGGAUUUGCAGGCUCAGGAUCGAGCCCACCGGAUAGGGCAACAGAAUGAAGUGCGUGUUUUACGUCUGUGCACUGUUAACAGUGUGGAGGAGAAGAUUCUAGCUGCUGCCAAGUACAAGCUUAAUGUAGAUCAAAAGGUGAUCCAGGCUGGUAUGUUUGACCAGAAGUCCUCAAGUCAUGAAAGACGAGCUUUCCUGCAGGCUAUUCUAGAACAUGAAGAACAGGACGAGGGUUUUAGCUCUACUGAGAUGAUACAUUCAUUUGUGAAGGAAGAAGAUGAGGUUCCUGAUGAUGAAACUGUUAACCAGAUGAUAGCAAGAAAUGAAGAAGAAUUUGACCUCUUCAUGAGAAUGGAUCUAGAUCGCCGACGUGAAGAAGCUCGAAACCCUAAGCGGAAACCAAGACUUAUGGAAGAAGAUGAACUGCCUUCUUGGAUCCUCAAAGAUGAUGCUGAGGUGGAGCGUCUGACAUGUGAGGAAGAGGAGGAAAAGAUGUUUGGCCGUGGUUCACGGAAUCGAAAAGAGGUGGACUACAGUGACUCAUUGACAGAAAAACAGUGGUUAAAGGCUAUAGAAGAAGGAACAUUAGAAGAGAUAGAAGAGGAAGUCCGUCAGAAGAAAACUUCUCGCAAACGCAAGCGAGACAGAGACAGAGACAUUGAUGGAGGUCCUUCUACUCCAACUACCACUCGUAGCCGUGACAAGGAUGAUGAGAGCAAAAAGAAGAAACGAGGUCGGCCACCUGCUGAAAAACUCUCUCCAAAUCCUCCUAAUCUCACCAAGAAAAUGAAGAAGACUGUUGAUGCAGUGAUUAAAUAUAAAGACAGCAGCACAGGACGUCAGCUCAGUGAAGUCUUCAUCCAGCUUCCAUCUCGUAAGGAGUUGCCUGAAUAUUAUGAACUAAUCCGUAAACCAGUUGACUUCAAAAAGAUAAAGGAACGAAUCCGUAAUCACAAGUAUCGCAGUCUGAAUGACCUAGAAAGAGAUGUCAUGCUUCUGUGUCAGAAUGCCCAAACCUUCAACUUGGAGGGGUCCUUGUUAUCUCAAAAUUAUUUAUUGUUUUUUCCAAUAGCCCGUUCAGUUAAGGUUAAAAUUAAACUAGGCAAGAGGGAGAGAGGCUCAGAGAGGGGCAAAGGCCGUCGACGUCUAGGUCGUGGGUCUCGAGCCAGGCCGAUUGUCAGUGAUGAUGAUAGUGAAGAGGAACAGGAUGAAGAGUUAAAUUUGAGCCUUAUGGCAAUGAGCCACGAAGACUCUGCAAAUGCAGCCAUGCCACCCAAACGUUGAUACUGAAACUGUCUGUACUUGUUCUUACAAGUAAAGGAACAAGGGAAUCACAUGAUGAUAACUUGCUACAGAUUUUAAUCUCCUAAUCGGGAGUACUCUGGAAGUGGCAUCCAAAAAUAAAUUCUGUGAGAACAUUCUUUGUCUUACCAACUCCAGAAACAUGUCCAUCCUUCCAAAACAAAGCUGCUGUAAUCCUUUAGCCUGAACGGGUAGCAUCUGAUAUAUCAGAUUUUAGUAGGCUGUACAGAAAUCUUCCA
Molecule: messenger RNA, 3089 nt
Organism: Protopterus annectens (West African lungfish)
Lineage: Eukaryota; Metazoa; Chordata; Ceratodontiformes; Protopteridae
Product: transcription activator BRG1-like
Exons: 22
Coding region: 1-2832 (943 amino acids)
Biological process (GO): positive regulation of transcription by RNA polymerase II
Cellular component (GO): nucleus
Molecular function (GO): histone binding; ATP binding; DNA binding
Source: RefSeq, a predicted model, not a curated record